Lactuca sativa (garden lettuce) is the source of this 480-nucleotide messenger RNA. Its product is annotated as putative polyamine oxidase 4. Gene Ontology annotation, molecular function: polyamine oxidase activity. The record is from RefSeq and is a predicted model, not a curated record. Gene Ontology annotation, biological process: polyamine catabolic process. Gene Ontology annotation, cellular component: peroxisome. Lineage: Eukaryota; Viridiplantae; Streptophyta; Magnoliopsida; Asterales; Asteraceae.
AUGGUGACAGUUGAUGGUGGAAGAACAUUUGUGGCAGAUGCGGUGAUUGUAAAAGUUCCUAUAGCAGUAUUAAAGGCAAACUUAAUUGAAUUUGAGCCAAAGUUACCAGAUUGGAAGGUUUCUGCUAUAUUAGAUCUUGGAAUGGGCAAUAAAAAUAAGAUCGCCUUACAUUUUGAUCAUGUGUUUUGGCCAAAUGUUGAGUUAUUGGGUAUAGUUGCCCCGACAUCGUAUUCUUGUCAGUAUUUUCUUAAUCUACACAAAGCAACUGGCAACCCUGUUCUUGUUUAUAUGGCUGCUGGGAGAUUCGCUUAUGAUCUUGAGAAGCUUUCAAAGGAAGAUGCUACCAAGUUUCCGAUGGUGCAGCUUAAGAAAAUGUUUCCAGAAGCAACCGAGCCUGUUCAAUAUUUGGUAUCGCAUUGGGGAACGAACCCAAACACCUCUGGAGUGCAUCUCCUACCAAAAGUAUGCAAUCCAAGAUAA